CAGAGAUGAGUGUGUCAACGUGUCAGAUGAAAGAGCGUUACAACCAGCAGGGAUUCCUCUCUGCUGUACCGGUCCUAGACGACACAGAGCUGAGGGAGGCCAGACAGGCCUUCAACCACCUGGAGAGAGAGUUCGGUGAGGAGUAUACCCAGUACAGUCUCCACAAUGUGCACCUGAAGUACCCCUGGGUGAUGGGCCUGGCCAAACACCCCCACAUCCUACAGGUGGUACAGUCCAUCCUGGGCUCUGAUGUCAUCCUGCUAGACUCACGCUUCAUCUGCAAGUACCCAACAACCCCCACACCCCACCCCACAGCCACACAGGCAGGAAAUGAUGCCAUAACUCUGACCAGUGAGGAGGCAGUGAGGUCAUCAGAGAAGGACCAGCAGAGUGAGACUGGACUGCCCUUCGUGGCCUGGCACCAGGAUAUGAGGUACUGGGGAAUAGCUGGGGGUCCAGUCCUGUCGGUGUGGCUGGCUCUAGAUGAUUCACUGGCAGAAAACGGAGCCCUGAAGGUCAUCCCAGGAAGCCACUGCUCUGGCAUGCUGCCCCACCACCUCGCCUCCCGCCCCGGAAACAUGCUGUCAGUCAACCAGGAGAUCCCUGAGGAGCUGUUGCAAACGGAUAGCGCUCUACUCUGCCCCCUGCUGGCUGGGCAGAUGUCUAUCCAUGAUGGGUUCCUGGUCCACGCCAGUGACCCCAACACAUCCCAGAAGAGACGCUGUGGCUUUGUGAUCCGAUACGUCCCUACCUGUGCCUACCCUAUACAGGACCCAGACCGUCCCAGGCGUUUCCAUGCUACAGUGAUGGCCAGUGGAUCAGACCAGUUCAGUCACUUCUCCACCUUGCUGUGAUGAGCCUUACAGCACAACUACAACCAUAUCCAUAGAGAUCCCAUUACUGUAUUACUGUCUGAUACUUAGAGGAACCUCAUGAUACUGUAUUCACCUUGAUGACUUACUGCUGUGUUCACCUUGAUGAUAUCAGAUGAACAGUU
Messenger RNA from Oncorhynchus masou masou (cherry salmon), 997 nucleotides. RefSeq lists its product as uncharacterized. NCBI's taxonomy places the organism in Eukaryota, Metazoa, Chordata, Actinopteri, Salmoniformes, Salmonidae. Bases 6 to 854 code for a protein of 282 amino acids. The transcript has 6 exons. Gene Ontology annotation, molecular function: phytanoyl-CoA dioxygenase activity. The record is from RefSeq and is a predicted model, not a curated record. Gene Ontology annotation, biological process: fatty acid alpha-oxidation.